This is a messenger RNA of Ailuropoda melanoleuca (giant panda), 3107 nucleotides long. RefSeq names its product KIAA1210 ortholog. The transcript is spliced from 8 exons. Bases 123 to 3005 code for a protein of 960 amino acids. The record is from RefSeq and is a predicted model, not a curated record. Lineage: Eukaryota; Metazoa; Chordata; Mammalia; Carnivora; Ursidae.
CCCGCGGUAGCAUUUAAUAAGAGCCGCUUCGGUGGAGUGCUUUGGAAGCAGUUCGGGUUGGAAGCCUGAAGAGAAAGAGCCCAGGAGAGUAAGAAGUGAAGACGUAAGGCUAUGAGCCUACUAUGGCUGAAUCACUGAGUGAAGCUUCUGGAAGUCUGGAAGUUCUGGAGGCCAGUGACGAGGGAAAAAAGAAAUCCAAAUUUAAAGCCUUCAAGAACUUUUUUGGCAAGAAGAAAAAGGAGCCGGAAGAUGCCCAGGGAGGGAGGAGGCUCAAGGCAAGCUUGUCCAGCGGCAAUAUUGACAUCUCUUCUCUGAAACCGGUUCAGGAAGGUCGUCGCAUGGAGGCCAGGGCCAAGAGCAGCAUGGGCAGCAAAGCCCUGUCCCAUGACAGCAUCUUCCUGUUGGAUACUGAGCCUGAAAUGUCAGCACGUAGAAUAUACCCAUCUCCAGAGCCCCAGAGAGGCCGACCUCUACAGAGAUCUCAAGUUUCCAGAACUCUGCCUAGAUCUGGGACUAGUGAUGUGCCUGGAGCUGUUUCUGGACUUAUGUUUGGAGCUGUGCCCCAAUAUGUGCCUAGAAGUGGAAUCUGGAUUGGGGGCUCUAAGAUCGCUGAGCUCCCCUCACUGCAUCCACGCCGGUCCAGUAACAGCCCCCCUCUUAUCCGAUCUGACACAAUCUCUGAUGACUUUGAAGAAAUCUCUGUUGAUGAGGAGUCACCUAGGACCCCAAAGAAGAAAACUUCACCACCCAAGAUCAUGACAUUGAAAAAGGGGAAAGCAAAGCAAGAGGAGCCCAUCCUUCUAGUGGUUUCUGGAGAAGAGAAGAGUACAACCAAACCAAAAGAAGCUGACCAGAACAAGUCGGAAAAAGACAGUGCAGGUGUCUCAAGCCCAACACAGAGCAAGAGGAGCGAGCUGGAUAAGACGACCGCAGAGCAGGCUGCGCGCGCAGACGCGGCGGGGAGUCAGAGCUACCCCCUGCCGGCGGGGCACGGAAGGCGCCGCACCAAGAAAGGCUCAGGCGCUUCAGCAACGAGUGAGUGCGGGCCGCGAGGAAGAAGCUUUCAACAGCCCCGUCGAGGGCCUGGCCUCGGGGACAGGGCUGGGUCGCCACCUGCCGAGAAGACUGCCAGAGACCGUCUUCCGUGGCCCCUGCCUCCGGAGCCGCGCGUCGCUGAGCAGCCCCCGGCUCCUCAGGCAGCCCGCGCUCCUCGUCUGAAGCUGCUGGCACAUGCAGAUGGCAUGGCCAAGAGAAAGGCCGGCGCGUAUUUGAAAGCCAGAAAAGGCCCGGUAGCGCCGCCCGCACCCGAAGACGCGGCGGACGCCACGGUCCGUGGUCCAGCGCCACGCGGUGGAGAUGGGGCCUGCGGGGCCGAGCCGCCAGAAGCCGGCGCUGCUGCGACGACCCAGGACGAUGUCAUCCUCUCAGUGACGAUGGAGGCUCAAGUGUUCAUGGAUCCUUCUCAAAUCCAGUCAGAAGGGGAAGAAGCCUUCGGCUUUGAUCUGCAGGCUCUCAAAUUUAAAAUGGAGUCCGUUCAAGAUAUUCCAGCUGUCUGUCGAGAAAGGGCGCCGGGAAACAUCCUGCGGGCCUUCACCGCAAGCACUGCGGCUCCGGCCAGCGCUCUGGCUGACGGAGGCCUUUCGGCCGAGAGGCGGACCCCCAGGAGCCUUUCCUGGGUCUUGGCCAAGCCCGCGGCUGACGACGCGCGCUCCGACCGGGAGAGCGCCUCGGAGGAGAGCGGCUCGGAUUGGCCGCUGCUUCCCGGGCGUUCUGUCCGGGGCCCGCUGGCGCCUGACGCUCCCCAGCAAGCCUUCACCGAGUCCGAGACCUCGGCGGCCGAGCUGAGCGGUCCCGAGCAGCCGCGGCUGCCUUCUAGAUACUCUCCCCGGGCCUUCGGCCGGCCCGCGGCUGGAGAAGCGUCCUCCGACCCGGACAGCGCCUCGGAGGAGGAGAGGGCCUCGGAGCGGCCGCCGGCGCCCAGGCGCGCCUUCCAGCCCUUGGGGAAGUCCGACGACGACUACGACAACCAGAAAGCGUCCGCCUCUGCCGCUUUCAGGGACUGGAGCGGCUCCAGCGAGUGGCUGACGCCCCGCCGUGCUACCCCGGCCUUGGACGAGCCCGAAGACCUGGUCUGCACGGAAUCGGCCAGCUACGUGGAGCAGUACGGCAGCGCCGACGACUGGAGCAGCGCUGAGGAACAGGCGCCCGCCGGAGCCCCCGGCCGGGCAUCGGGGAAGCCCACCGACCCACGACAAGGCACCUCGCGUUCCGAGAACCUCCCCGAGGAGUGGGCCGUUUCCGUGGAGCGGCUCGCGCAGGCCUUCUUGAGGCCCAGGCUUCGUCAGCAGGCGUCCUCGGGCGCCGCCAGGCCGCCCGCCCCGCGGAGCAGCCCCGUGGAGCCGGCGCCCGCCUGGCCGCCCAUCCCGUUGCACUGGCUGAGCCCGCAGGCCGCGCAGCACGCGGCGGCCGGCCCUCCGAGCGGGAAUGCGAGCGCGGCCGCGGUGGGCCAGCGCCCCGGAGCCGCUGCCCCCCAGAAUCACAUCCAAGCGCCCGGGGAGGCCGAGGGUGGAGCAGCCCGGCUGCAAGGGUGCGGAGCCCGCCAGCGGCGUCAGGUUCUCUUUGGCCGAGCUGCCGCCGCCGCCGCCGCCCCCGAGGUCGCAUUCCCAGCCGCCGCGGGAGCCCGUCGCCGAGCGAGCCGUCCGGGCCGAUCCCGAGUGCCCGGCUGUGGAGGGGAGCGUUUCCGUGCAGCUGCCGCCUCCCCGACGGCCCUCGAAGGCCAUAGUGAGACCAGUCGCCGAGCAGCACGUGUGCCUGGGCGCGGAAGGUGCGGUGGUCGAAAAGAGCUUCUCCGUGUCGCUACCGCCGCUCCCCAGAUACCACGCUCAGCCCCUGACGCAACCGCCAGCCCCGCAACAGGCCCCUGCCGGUCCCGAAAGCCCGGCAGCGUCUGCGGAGCCUCUGCCUCCGAAAGGCCCAGCCACGGCCUCCGUGAACCCCAAAGGUGAACCGAAUGUGUUCUCGGGUCUGGAGGGUGCCACCGCCGAGAAGGCCGUUUCAGCGGAGCCCCUGCUCCCCAGAUUCUCUGCUCCGUCCUCGACAAAUCCUAA